Messenger RNA from Panthera uncia (snow leopard), 16799 nucleotides. RefSeq lists its product as uncharacterized. NCBI's taxonomy places the organism in Eukaryota, Metazoa, Chordata, Mammalia, Carnivora, Felidae. The annotation marks the transcript as partial. The record is from RefSeq and is a predicted model, not a curated record. The transcript has 5 exons.
UGUUUGGCUGAGAGGGGCAUGGGGUUGAGUAAUGGCGCCGGUUUGGGGGCUGGCCAUCCCACUGCCAUCAUAUGUCAGCCUUCCACUAUUAUUUGGCUUCCUUGUUUGGGGGCUUUGGGGGCUGUUUUCUUGGAAACAGAGCACAGAGCAUGUGGGAGUCAAGGCAGACUCAGAGACUUCAAAGCAGCAUAAAUUGAAAAAGAUCAAGAAAUUCACAGCUUCCCAGUGGGAAGAAAAUCUCAGAAUGGGUUGCCCUGAAGCUAACCUGACAUGUUUUUCAGGACUCCCUGUGGGAUGGGCCCAGGAAUAUAUACUCUGGUCAAUGGAGAGAAGUCUUCAACAGAUCUUCCAACACCUGGAAUGUGCAAGAUCAAGUCUUUUGGAAUUGUGUUUGCCUGAACCACAAGAUAAGAUUUCUUCCUCCACCUCCUCUGUGUUUGUGGCUCAGGAGCCUGUUCUACCCUGUUGUGGCUGUAAGAAGGCAAAACAUUCUACUGACCACAGCAUCUCCUCUGGAUCAUUAAGCAACAAUUCCAGCCUGUCACACUUUCCUGUCUUUUCUGAAGAAACAACCUGGCAACUCCGGAGCCAUAGUUUACCUAUUUUACCCAAGAAACAGCCUUCUGAGUUCAGGAGCCAAGGCACAUUGCUGCCUACUUUUAGGCUCUCAGAGUUUGGGAAAUCAAAACUUUUUCAGAAUUUGGCAGCACUUUCACCCUUAGGAUCUCAAAGUUCUUUUAUCAACUCUGUUCUUGAAUCCCCAGCUCUCUGCCACCAAGAGAAAACAAAGAAUGGAAGGAGGAGCAAGAGUCAUUUGACAUGGGAUCAUGGGCCAAAUUCUGGCUCCAGGGAGAGACCACGAUUCUCAGGGUGGGCUCCAAUCCGUCUCUCUCCUUUGGCUAGGUGGGAGUUAGAGGGACAUAUGGCUUGGAAGGUUUGUACUUUGAGGGAACAAACAGUACCUCUGCCUGUGAGGGAAUCAUGGGCAAUGCUGAAUUAUUUAAUCGAUGCACAAGGAGGAGUCCCUGAACCAGAGAAACCUCAAAUCCAGGUAUCUAUGCCCAUUCAUCAAAGCAGUAAACAAAGUAUCAACAAUAAAUCCCCAAACUGUCCAUCAUUUCAGCUCCAUGUGAAUAUUGGAGUGGAAUCUGGAUUAAAGAGAACAGAAACAAAAAUUUCACAGUCACUUUUCCCAGGUAAGCAGUCACAACCAGGGGAUGGCCCCCAAAUUCUUGAAUCCAGGCCCUUAGUUACAUCACUGGGCACUCCACCUCCCAAAAGUUUAGGAGUUGACAUAAAUCAAGAGGAAACCACUUUACUGCAGAAGGAGCCAAAACAUGUCCUAGAGCUCAGUAUAGAGCAUAGAGUCAUAGGCCUUCCAGAAAAAAGGAUACAGCAGCAUAAGACCCAAGUGACUAAUGUGGAAUUGACCCCAAGGCUACCAUACCAAGUUACAGAUAACAUAAAGGUAACUCCAUUGGCAUUACUUCAAGUCAUGGAUUCGAUGGGGAUGAUCCCAGAAUCACAUUCAGAAGUGAUAGAAUCUGUGGGUUUGUUCCCACAGCCACCAGAUGAAGUUGGGAAACCAAUGGAAACCACGAAAAAAGUGAGAGUAAGCCCCAAACCAUCAUAUCAAGUCACUAAAUCAGUGGAGGUAAUACCAAGUCCUCAGUAUCAAGCUAUGGAAUCAAAGAUGACCUCAAGACCACAGAAUCAAGUCACAGACAAUGUGAAGGUAACUCCUAUAGUAUUGCUUCAAGUCACGGAUUCUAUGGGGAUGAUUAAAAAAUCACAUCCACAUAUCACAGAAUCAGUGGGAAUAACCCCAAGAACACAAUAUCAAGCCAUGAAGUCAGCAGAAAUAAACACAUCACUAGACCAUCAAGUCAUACCACCAGGAAAGAUGAGUCCAAAGGCAAAACAUGCAGUUAUAGAAACUGUGGAAGUGACUGAAGGGCCACAGCAUGAAGUUACUGAAUCAGUGGACAUAACCUCAAAGCCACAAAGUCAAGUCAUAGAACCGUUGAAGUUUCUUCCAGAGCCCAUAUGUCAAAAAACAAGAUCAUUGGAAAUGAUCUCCAGUCCAUCUCAUCAAGUUAUGGAUUACAUGAAAGUAACUCCAGUGGCACUAUUACAAGCUAUGGAUUUCAUGGGGAUAAUUCCACCAGCACAGCCACAUGUUGUAGAAUCUGGAGAUUCGCAGUCUCAAAUCGCAAAUUUGACCCCAGGAGCAACUCAGCCAAAUGGUUUGACUUCUAGCUCUCCUACUACUAUUGGUCCACCUGAGGUUGUAGAAUAUGUGGGUUUACCCUCAGAGCCAUCACCUAAAGUCAAAGAAUCAGUAGGGAUAGUUCCAAUGUCAUCACAUCAAUCCAUACAUUCUCUAAAGGUAACUCCAAUAACACCGGGGUCACCAAUUGGAAUGAUCAUAGCACCACAGUCACAAGCUGUAGAAACUCAGGAUUUGACCUCAAGGCCAAUAUCUCAAGUCAAGGAACCUCUUGAGUUGACUCCUGGUUCAUGGAUUCAAGUGCUAGACCCUGUGGGGAUGACUCCACAACCAUAUCAUGAAGGCACAGAAACUAUGGCAUUAAUCCCAGGGCCACCUCAUCAAGUCAUGGAAUCUUCAAGGUUGACUCCACGGCUUCAAACCCUAGAAUCUUCAGAGGUGAGCCCAAGGCAAAGCCAUCAAAUUACAGAAAAUAUGGGGUUGGCCUCUGACACAUGGCUACAAAUGAAGAAAUCUGUAGAGUUAACACCAUCACAUCAUCAAAUAAUGGAAUCUUUAGGGACAGUCCCAAGGUCGCCGGGUCAAAGUACAGCAUCUAAGGGAGUGAGCCAAAAGCCACUGCAUCAAGUCACAGAACCUACAGCAAAGACUACUGCAUCACUACUUCCAAGUGUAGAGUAUUUGGGGGUGCAGCCAAUGCCACAACUUAAGGUUGUGGAUUCUGUGAAGUUAUCCUCAGGAUUGCAAAAUGCAAAAUCUGAGAAACUGACCUUGGGACCAAGAAUGCAAAAUAUAAAAUCUAUAGAUAUAACCACAGGUUUAGUCCCACAAGUGGUAAAAUAUGGAGAGCUGAUCCCAACUGUGAAGUCUAUAGAAUUGGUCCCAGAACUUCAACAGCAGACUGUAAAAUCUGAUGAGUUGGCCCCCAUUCCACAGACGAAAAGUAGGAAUUCUGUGCAGGUAGCCCCAGGGUCUCAGCUUCAAGGUGUGCAAUCUAUUCAUUUAACCCUAGGAACACAACAACAAAGUGGAAAAUCCACUGAGUUAGCCCCAGCACCACAGUUGCAAAAUGGGAAAUUGAAAGAUUUGACCUCCAGUUCACAGUUGCAAGGUCUGGAAUAUGUUCAUUUGGCCCUACCACCAGAGUUUCCAGAUAUAAAAGGUGUGGAGUUGACCCUAAGACAAUUACAGAAAGAUAGGAAAUCUGUGGAUUUGGCCCCCAAACCAUGGUUACAAGAUAAAAGAUCUGAGGAGAUAGUCCCGGUACUAUUGCUUAAAGAUGUGAAAAUUCCUCAAAUGGUAGAAUGUAGAAGGUUGAUUCCUGAAACACAGGUAGAAGAUAUGAAAUAUGAGGAACCAAUCUCAGGGGCACACAUUCAAGCAGUAAAAUCUGUAGAGUUGAGCCUCAAGCCAAAUCAUCAAGCCACAGAACCUGAAGGAUCUACCCCAUGGCAUCAACCUUUAGAAUCUUUAGGAAUGAUUGUACAGCCAAGAUAUCCAGGAACAGAAGCAGAGUUGACUUCUGACAAUUGUCACUACAGGAAAGAAUCUGUGGAGUUGAAACAGUCAUCUUUAGGAAAUACUCCAGGACCAUUGAGUCAAACUUCAGGAUCUAUUCAGAUGAACUCAGUGCCAUUACAAGGUACCCGUGAGACAAUGCUCCAGGGUGUAAAAGCCUUGGAGACUCCAGUGUCUCAACACUUAAUACAAGAAUCUCCAGAGUUGGUAUCAGGAUCAGAGAUGCAAGGUAUGAACCCACAAAUAUUGAACCCAGAGUCCCAAGGUAUGAAGUUUGUUCAUUUGAAUCUAGGACCAUAUUCAGAAUUUACGAACUAUAAGGAGUUGAUCUCAGAACCACAAUUUCAAAGUAUGAAAUAUGUCCCAUUGACCCCAGAACCACAGCCCAACAGUACAAAACCUGAGGAGUUGACUCUAGGUCCAUUAAUGCAUGGUAAUAAAUUUGUGGAUAUAACUGCACCACUGGAAGAAUCUAGGAGGUUAAUUCCUGACACACACUUACAUGAAGAAUCAAGGAAACUGACCAUGGAACCACAUUUACAAGCAAUUAAAUCUGUGGGUCCAACUUCCAGACCAUGGCAUCAAGACACAGUAUCUACAGAGUUAGCUUCUGAGAUCUGGCCACAAGAGGAGGAAUCAGUGAAGUUAAUCCCACAGCAAGUCAUGGAAACUGCUGAGAUGAUGGCCAGGCCACAUUUUAAAAAAAUUUCAGAGAUGACUCCGGGGCCAGGCUAUCAAGACACAGAAGCCAUGAGGCUGACUUCUGAGGCAUUAACACAAAAACCAACAGGUCAAGUUAUAGAAUCUGCAGGAAUGACUCUAAAACCACAUCUUCAAGUUACUGAGUCUUCAGAGAUACCUCUAAGGUCAGAAAAGACAGAAACUAUGGGGUUGGCAUCGUUUCAAGUUGAAAACACCCAAGAGACAAUGCCAUAUUUUAAAAAAGGAUCUCUGGAAUUUACUUUAGGACCAGGGAUGCAAUAUGAGAAAUCAGAGCCACCACUACAAAAUUUGAAAUCUGUGAAGUUAACCCCUGAGUCAUCCCCAUUAGUGGUAGGAUCUAAACAAUUUAUCACAGGACCAAAACCACAUGUUAUGGAGUUGACCCCAGGGCCACAGCUCCAGGGAGUAAAGUCUAUGCAGUUGGAUCCAGAGCCACAAUUACAAGACAUGAAAUAUGUUAAUUUAAUCCAACAGCCAGCUACUACUGGAGUGGUAGAAUUUGAGGAGCUGGUACAAGAACCAGUACUACAAAGUGUAGUAUCAGAGGAAUUGACUAAGGGGGCCCAGCCUCAAGGUGUGAAAUUGACCCUAGGGCCACAUUUGCAAAGUGUCAGAUUUUCAGAGUUAUCCCAAGGGCCACUUCUUCAAGGAGAAAAACCUAUAGAUUUAAUUUCAGGGUCUCCACAUCAUGGUAUGAAAUGUGAUGAACUGACCCCUGGUUCCCCAGUGCAAGAAAUCAAAUUAUCUAUCCCAGGACCAAAGCAUCAAAAUGUUAUACCCAUAAAAUUGACUUCAAAACCACAAACUCCAGGUGUGAAAUUUGUGGAACAAAACUCAGGACCAUGCUUGCAAGAUGUCAAGUUUUCUGAUUUGACCUCAGAACCAAAGCGUCAAGGUUUCAAACAUUUGCAGUGUAUACCAGGAACACAGCUUCAAGAUAUGAAGUCUACAGGAUUUGUAACAGAAUCAUCUUUGCAGUCAAGCCAAAGACCCUUGGGUGAAAAUACAGAAUCUCUUCUGUCUACUGAAGGACUACAGUUUCCUAGCAUGAAAUCCAAUGAAUUAACCUCAGAACUACAGUUGCAAGGUGUGAAAUCUCAGGAACUAAACCUAGGGCCAAGGCAGCAAGAGGUCAAAUUUUCUGAAUUGACUUCAGGGCCAAAGCUUCAAGGUGUCAAAUUUGGGAAGCAAACCCCAGGAUCUAAGUUUCAUGGUGUGAAUUCUGUGGAGAAGACUCCAGAGUUAGGGUUUCAAGAUUCUAAAUUAGCAAAGAUGUCACCAGGGCUGCAGGGUAUAAAACAAGUGGGGCUUAACCCAGGGCCAUGGCUACAAGAUGUCAAAUUUUGUGAUCUGAUAUCAGGAACUCAACCUCACGGAGUGAAAUCUUCAGAGUUAAACUUGGGACCACAACUACAAUGUGUGAAUUUUUUUGAGUUGACCCCAAAGCCAAAGAUACAAGGAGUAAGAUCUAUGAGGUUCACCCCACAACCUGGAAAGCAAGUGGUCACGCCUGAGAUGUUAGUACCAGAGACACUAUUUCAAGGUGUAAAACAUUUAGUGAUAGACCAAAUGUCAAGCUUUGAAGGUAACAUUUCUUAUAAAUUUGUCUCAGAGCCACAGAAACCAUAUGCAAAACCUAUGGAGUUGACUCCCGGGUCACAGUUGCCAAGUGUGAAAUAUUCUGAGUUGACUAGAAGACCAGAGUUACAAGGUAUAAAAUCUCCUAAAUUGAUCCAAGGACCACAGUUGCAAGAUAUAAAACCUGUGGAGUGGACCCCAAUCUCAAAGCUUCGAGGUUUAAAAUCUAAGGCACUAAUCCCAGAACCACAGCUGGAAGAUAGGAAAUCUGAGGAGUUAACCCCAGGGCUGCAUUUGGGAGGUAUGAAAUCUGUGCAAACACCAAAGCCACAAAUGGGAGAUGUCAAGUCUAUGGUGUUAACCCCCGGGCCACAGGUGGAAGGUGUGAAACCAAUGGAGCUGAUCCCAGGCUCAAAACUUCAAGGUUUAAAAUCUGAGUUGUUAAUCUCAGAGUCAGAGCUGAAAGAUAUGAAGUCUGUGGCCUUAAAAGGUAUGGAAUCCAUGUUGCUAACCUCCAGUCCACAGCUGGAAGGUGAGAAAUCUGUGGAGAUAACCUCAGGGGCUGAAAUAGAAGAUGUCAAAUCUGUGAAAGAUACCGCAAAUAACAAGCUUCAAGGUGAGAAAUCUGAGUUGACUAUGCAUGCAAAAACUCAAGAAUUCAAAACUGUGGAGUUGGUCCCAAGAACACAGCUGCAAGAUGUGAAAACUGUGGAAUUGAAAUUUGGGCCAAAGAUGCAAGGUGAGAAAUCUGUGUCUUUUGCACAAGGGCCAUUGCUCCAAGGAUCUGAACUGCAAGUUGUGAAACCUGAGGAAUUGACUUUAGAGCCACAAACGCAAGAUAAGGAACUUGUCGAGAGUACCCCAUGUUUAAAGUAUCAAAGUUUAAAAUCUGUAGAGGAAACUCCAGAUUUAGUGCUGCAAUGUAUAAAAUCUGGGAAGUCGAUCCCAAGGCCAAAGAAGCAGGAAGUAAAAUCUGUGAAUGUGACCAGAAGACCAAAGUUUCAAGGAGUAAAAUCUGUGGAUUUAGCCCCAAGGCAACAAUUUCAAGGGAUGGCACUUAUGAAUUUAACUUCUGGGCCAGAACGGCGUGGCAAGAUAUCUGUACUCUCACCAGAGCAGCAAUGUAUGAAUUCAGAGCAAUUGAAGAGAGGGUCUAAGUCAGAAGGUGAGAUGUCUUUGGAAUUAAUUCCAGGGCUAAAAUUUAAAGAUGGAAAAUUAGUAGACUUCAAUUUUGAGUUACAGUUUGAAGGUAUGAAACCAUGUGAACUGACUCCAGAAUCAAAUAUCCAAGGUUUAAAACCUAAAGAGUUUAAACCUGAACCACAGUUGCAAAGCAUAGUAUCUCCUGAGUUGAUCCCAGGACCUCAGCUGCACCAAGUGAAACCCUCAGCAUCAGCUUCAGAGCCACAACUCUGUGUAAAAACUGUUGAGUUAAAGCAAGAGCAACUGCUUGAAAGUAUGAGAUGUAUUCAGUGGAUACCAGGACCUAAGUUCCAAGCUGUGAAAUCUGUAGAUUUAAAUCUUGGGUCACGAUCUCAAGGUGCUAAAUCCGGAGGGUUGAAAUCUUCAGUACAGUUAAGAGAUGUGAAGUCAUCUGAAUUGACUUUCGGGACAAAAACUCAAGGUGCAACAUAUGCAGAUUUCAACCUUGGGCCACAGGUGCAGAAUGUGAAAACUCCUGAGUUGUUCCCAGGACCACAGCUGCAAAAAGGGAAGACUUUGGCAUCAACCUCAGAGCCACAGCUUCAAGAUAUAAAAACUAUUGAGUUUAAACAAGAGCCACAGCUAGAAAGUAUGAGAUGUGUUCAGUGGAUACCAGGACCUGAAUUCCAAGCUGUGAAGUCUGUAGAGUUAAAUCUUGGAUUACAGUCUCAAGGUGUCAAGUCUGUAGAGUUGAAACCUUUAAUACAGUUAAGAGAUACAAAGUCAUCUGCAUUGACUCCAAGGCCAAAGCUCCAAGAUACACCAUCUUUAGCAUCACUCCAGGAACAUCAGCCUCAAGGUUUCGAUUUGAAACCUUUUCUACAGGUUAGAAGUAUGAAAUCAUGUGACCUGACAUCAAGAUCAAAGCUCUGUGGUAUAAAAUCUAUGACACUGAAAUCUAGGCUUUCCUUGCAUGAUAGGAAAUCUACUAAAUUGACUGCAGGACCAAAGCUUCAAGAAGUGAAACCCUUACAGUCAUCCCCAGGAGCACAACCUCAAGGUGUCAAGUCUCUAGUGCUUACACAAGAGCCACAGCUUCCCGAGGUGAAAUCUGGGGUAUUAAGCCAAGGGUCACAAUUACAAAGUGAUAAAACUAUAGAGUUGAACUCUCCACUACACUUGAAAAGUAGGAAGUCAUCUGAAUUGACUCUUCAGACAAAACUUCAAGGUGUGAAAUCUGAGAAUUUCAACUCUGGGUUACAGUGGCAAGGUCUAAAAUCUUCUAAGUUGUCACCUGGGAUAAAGUCCCACGAUAUGACAUUUACUGAAUUAAAUCCAAGUUCACAAUUGGAAGGUACAACAUUUUCUAAACUGACUGUAGGGACAGAAAUUCAAGGUACCAAAUCUACAGAUUUCAACCAUGGACCAUUGUUACAAGGUGUGAAUUCUUCUGAAGGGACCUCAAAGACAAAACUUCAAAAUGUAAAACAUAAAGAAAGCAGCCCCAGUCCCCAGGUGCAAGUUGUGAAAUCUUCUGACCUGAUCCUGGGAUCAAAGCUUCAAAAUGUGAAAUUGGUGUUCAACCCUGAGCCACAAUUUCAAGGAGUGAAUUGUUCUAAGUUACUCUCAGAAACAAAGUUUCAAGAUGUGGAAUCUGCAAAGUUCAAACCUGGGUCACAGUUGAGUGGUGUGAAAUCUUCUGAAUUGAUACUAGGGACAAAGCUUCAAAAAGUGGAAUCAGUGGAUUUCAAGUCAGGCCCACAGUUUCAAGAUACGAAAUCUUCUAGGUUGAUCAUGGGUGUAAAGCUUCCAGAUGUAAAAUCUACGAAUUCCAGGUCUGGGCCACAGUUGCAGGAUGUGAAAUCUCGGGUGAUCACAAGGGAAAAUCUUCAAGGAGUGAAAUCUGUAGAAUUGAAACCUAGUUCAAAGUUACAAGGUGAGAACUCUUCUGAUAUGACCCUGGGGAGGAAGUUUUCAGGUGUGAAAUCCAGCCCAAAGUUACAAGAUAUAAAAUGUUCAGAGCUGAUUAUGGGUAUAAAGCUUCGAGAUAUAAAAUCUACAGGGUCCAAUUCUAGAUCACACUUUCAAGGUAUGAAAUCUUCUGAAAUGAUCCCAGAGUCAAAGCUUCAAGAAGUGAAAUCCUUUGGGUUCAACCAUGGUCCAAAGCUACAAGGUGGGAAAUCUGAUUUAACCCAGAAGAGGAAGCUUCAAGGAGUGAAAUCUGUGGAGUUCAACCCUAGACCACAGAGACGAGGUGAGAAAUCUGAUUUGACGCUAGAGUGGAGGCUUCAAGAUUUGAAAUCUGUUGAGUUAAAACCUGUUCCACAGUUACAAGGUGUGACAUCUUCUGAGUUAACACCAGAAACAAAGCUUCAAAGUGGAGGAUCUGUGGAAUUCAUCACCAGGCCCAUGUGGCAAGAUACGAAAUCUCUUGAAUUGAAUCUAGGUACAAAGGUACAAGAUGUGAAAUCUUUGGGGUUCAAGUCAGCCCUACAGUUACAAAAUAGGAAAUUGUCUAUGUUGACACCAGGGGCACACUUUCAAGGUAUGAAAUCUGUGGAAUUCAACCCUGGGGCAAAGUUGCAAGGUGCAAAAUCUCCUGAGUCCAUAAAGCUUCAAAUAGUGAAAACUACAGAAGUCAAUCAUGACCCAGAAUUUCGGGUUGCAAACCCCUCUGAGUUAGCCUUGGAAUCAAAGAUUCACAGUGUGGUAUCUUCUGAGUUCAGUGCUGGGAAGCAGUGGCAAGAAGAGAAAUCAUAUAAGUUGAACCCACGGCCAGAGCUUCAAAGUGUAAAAUUUAUGGUAUACAAUCAUGGACCACAUUUGCAACAUAGAAAAUCUUCAGAAUUAUGCAAAGGGACACAGAUUCAAGAUGUGAAAUCUAUGGAAUUCAAUCCUGAGCAACAGUUGCAAGAUGUGAAAUCUUCUGAGCUGUGCCAGGGAACAAGUGUUCAAGGUAUGCAGUCUUUCCAGUUCAAUCCUGGGCCACAGUUACAAGUGAUAAAAUCUGAGUUGUGCAAAGACAUGAAGCUUCCAUAUGAGCAAUUUCCGGAAUUCAAUCAUGAGCCUAAAUUACAAGGUGGGAAAUGCUCUGAGUUGAAUCCAGGGCCACAGCUUCAGUGUAUAAAUGUUAUGGCAUUCAACACGGGGCCUCAAUUGAAAGGUGUAAAAUCUUUUGAGUUGAAUCCUGGGCCAGAGCUUCAAGGUAUAAAAUCUAAGUUGUUCUGCCUUGGGCCACAUUUGCAAGGUAUGAAUUCGUCUGCAUUUAUUUCAAAACCAAACCUUCAGUGUGUAAAUGCUGUUGGAUGCAACCCUGAGUCACACUUGCAAGGUGUAAACUCUUCUGAAUUAACUUCAGUUUCAAAACUUCAAAGUAGGAAGUCUUCUGAGUUGAAUUCAGGGACAGAGUUUCCAAGGGAGACAUCUGUAGUGGUCAACCCUGGAAUACGUUUGCAAGAUUUGAAAUCUGAACUGAUUCCAGGGCCAAAGUUUCUAGGUGUAGCACCUAUGGGAUGCAACCCUGGGCCACAGAUGAACUGUAUAAAUCCUUCUGAGUUGAAUCCAGAGCCAAAAUUACAAUGUGUAAAUUCUAUGGGGUGCAAACUGGGGCCACCUUUGCAAAGUGUACCAUCUUUUGAGUUGACUUCAGGGACAAAAUGUCAAGGUAUGGGAUCUGAGGUGAAUCCAGGGACCAAGAGUCACAGUGAGACAUCUGUGGUGUUCAACCCUGAACCACAUUUGCAAUGUUUGAAAUCUGAAUUGAUUCCCGGGCCAAAGUUUCUAGGUGUAGCACCUAUGGGAUGCAAACCUGGGCCACAGACAAACUGUGUAAAUUCUUCUGAGUUGAAUCCAGAGGCAAAAUUACAAUGUGUAAACGCUGUGGAGUACAAAUUUGAGCCACCUUUGCAAGGUAUACAAUCCUUUGGGUUGACUUCAGAGAUAAAAUGUCAAGGUAUGGGAUCUUUUGAUUUGAAUCUGGGGUCAGAAUUUCAAGGUAUAAAAUCUGUUUUGUUCAACCCUGUGCAACAUUUACAAAAUAUGAAAUGUGAAUUGACUCCAGGGACAAAGUUUCCAGGUGUAACAUCACAGGAGUUCAACUGUGGCCCACAGCUGCAAGGUGUGAAUUCUUCUGAUUUGAAUUCAGGGUCAGAAUUUCAGUGCAUGAAUUCUGUAAAGUUUAAUCCAGGGCCACAGAUGCAAAGCACAAAACCCUCUGAAUUGAAUCCUGGGUUAGAAUCUCAAGGUACAAAAUCUAUUCUGUUCAACCCUGGACAAUAUUUGCAAGGUAUAAAAUCUUCUGAGUUAAUACCAGGGGCAAAGUUUCCAGAAAUCCAGUUUUGGGAGAAUCACUGUGGGUCACAGCAACAAGUUGUGCAGUCAGUGUUCACUGUAGGCUCUCCGUUAAAUGGUAUGAAAUCUGUCUUAUUUUUACCAGAGCCAUUGCUUGAAGAUGUAAAAUCUAUGAAGAUGAGCAAGGAGCCAUUGCUUUGUGGUGCAAAUUCUGUGAAACGGAUUUCAGGCUCUGAGCUGCAGGACUUGAAAUGUGAGAUGUUUGCACGAGAGCCAUGUUUUAAAAUAAUGAAAUCUGUGGAUUUAAAUUCAGGGCCACAUCCUCAAGGUAUGAAUUCUGAGGAGUUGCCCUCACACCUCAGGCAGCAUAAUGUGAGAUCCGUGGUGUUUUCACCGCAUUUUCAAGAUGUGAAAUCUUUGAAGUCAAACCCAUUGCCACAGCCUCAAAGUGCUAAUUCUUUAGGGUUGUCAUCAUGCCUCAGGUCACCAUGUGUUAAUUCUGAGGUCUUUGCACCAGAGUCAUGUUUUCAAGAUGUCAAAUCUGUAGAGUUGACACCAGGGUCCCAACAGCAAGGUAUGAAUUGCCAAGAGUUGACUUCAGGAUGGCAAGGUAUGAAAUCAGUGGUGUUGGCACCAGAGCCAGUUAAGAAGUUCAUACCAGGACCGAUGUUGGCUAGUGUUAAAUUUUCAAGUUUGUCUCCAGAAUCACAGCAACAAGGUGAGAAAUCUUUGGAGUUUACUCCAGAACCAAAGUUGCAAAGUAUAAAACAUGUGAAAUUGUCUUCAGCAUCUCUGCAACAAGAUAUAAAACCUGUAGAGUUACCACCAGGGUCACUGCUUCAAAGAACAAAAUCUGAGGAGCUAACUCCAAAAAGAAGGUAUCCAAUCACAAACUCCUCUGAGAUAAUCCCUAGGCCAGAGCAUCAGUUUGUAGAACAUGUGGAGAUGAUCCCAACGCCAAUUCAUCAGGUCCCUAAAUCUGUGAGUUUGAUUUCAAUACCAAUUUAUCACAUCACAGAAUCUUCAGCAAUGGCACAAAGGUUGGCACACCAAGGCAAAGAAACCAUAGAAAAAUCUGUAGGGUUGACCCCAAAGCCAACAAGUAAAGCCAUGGAAUCUUCAGGAUUCCUCCUUCAUCAGCCUCUAGGGCUAGAUCUCCAAGUACCAGAAUCUGUUGAUGUGACUCCAGUGCUAAGAAAUCGAGGCUCUAAAUCCUUAGAAUUAACCCUAAAGGAAAGCUACCAAAUCCCAAAAACUCUGGAGUUGCUCUCUCAGUCACAGACUCAAGUUAAGGAUUUGGAGGAAUUACAUACAAGGCUACUGCAGCAAGCUGUAGGAUCUGAAGAGAUGACCCCAGAGCCCAAGCAUCACACUACAGAAACUAUGGGAUUGACCUCCAAGGCAAGGCCAAAAAGGAAGGAAUUCCUUGGAAUGACCCCAAAGCCAAUACGUAAAACCACUGGAUAUGCAGAGAGAUUUCCAAGGCCCUAUCCUCAAGCACUAGAACUUGUGGAGGUGAUCUCUGAGAAAAGGCUGCAAAGGGAAGACUCUGAAGCAUUGAUUACACAGUCAUUACAUCAUGUCCCAGGGUCUUCAGAGAUGACACCAGGACUAGGAUAUCAAGUUCCUGAAUCUAUGGGUUUAACUUCUAAGCAACGGCUUCAAAGGGAGGAAUCUUUAGAGUUGCCCCCAAAGCCGACAGAUCAAGUUGCAGGAUGUGCAGAAUCUGUAAAGCUCAUACCUGAGACAUGGCAGCAAGGGGAUGGAUCAGUGGGAUUAUCAUUGUCACAGAAUCAAAGGAUGAAAUAUUCAGAGAUAGGUCCAGGACUACAAGGUCGAAUUUCAGAAUAUAUGAGGAUUAGUCCAAAGCCGCCAGAUCAGGUCACAGAAUCUACAAAGACACAGCUUCACGUUGCUCAAGGGGUAACCCCGGUAGUUCCCCAAAAAGUUAUUGACUAUGUGAAAGUGACUUCUGGGCCACCACCUCAAGUUGUGAAAUCUGUAGCAUUAACACCAGGGCCAAUCUCUCAAAAGGUAGACUGCCUUGAGUUGACUCCAAAACUGCAAGAUGUGAGAUCUUCUGAGUUUACCUCAGGGCUAUGGUUGCAGAAUGUGAAAUCUAAGAAAUUAGCCACAGAGCCAACACACCAAAUUUUGGAAACAAUGAAGUUGACAGGGUUUCAAAUCGUAAAGACUGUGUUAAUCCCAGGGCCACCACUUCAAAUUGUAAAAUCUGAGGAAUUAGCACCAGGACCAAUUCCUCAGGUUGUAGAACCAAUAGGAGUAGCCUUAGGGUCAGCGAUUGAAGCACUGGAUUGUUUGGAUUUAUUCCCAAGGCCACAGCUUCAAGAAAUGGUAGAACCUGUAGAAUUAACUCCAAGGCCAAAUACUAAAGUGAAAUCUGCAGAAUUACUCUCACAGCCAACAUCUCCAUUUGAGAAACCUACAAUGUUCACUCGUGAACAAGGGCUUCAGGCCAUGAAAUCAGUAGGGACAAAAAUAGGGUCUUCUCAAAUCAGGGAAUCUGAGGAUUUGAAUCUAGGACAGGUAUAUCAGAUUAGGGAAUCUGAGGAUUUUACAUCAAGAGAGGAGUUACAAAUAGAUAAUUAUAUCUCUAGAUUUCUGUACAACUCUUCAAACUCACUUAUCUCAAGCUCUGCCGAAACAUCUGAAUUAGGAAGCCUUUGGGAUUUUGAGCUGCCGGAAGUAUCAAGGACUUUGGAUGUAAAAAACCUUGGGACAGAUAUUUUGGAGCCUGAAGAGUCCUUUAUAGACUCUACUGUGAUACGGUCUUCAACCCUUACCUCGUCCCUUCAUAAUCAACCGUCUGAUAAAAUAACUAACAUUGUAGAAACCCCACAUUUUGAGAUCCCAGGAGUGGGUGUCAUAUCUAAGGAGAGGACUAAUAAGAAGCAGGUGGAAGAGCUAGAGAACUUACUCCACGACCUAUCCCAACAUCCACCACAAAGCUGGAGAUCACCAUCUAGGACGUUUCAGUCAGGAUCGGGAACUCAAAGAGGCCUUACCUGGUCUGUCCUGGGGAGACAACAGAAUGUCUGGGAGAAUCACUCCUGGAGACAGCGACUACCUAGAAAAUAUCUUUCCAAUAUGCUAACGCUGGGGAAUGUCUUGGGAGCCACUAUGACAAGGAAGCUCUAUUCUCGAACAUCUUUAACAGAGAGAGCCACUGCAGAUGUCUGUCAGUCUAUUCAGAAUUUAUUUGGGGUUCCAGCUGAACUGAUGAAAUUUUCCCAGAGUUUGCUAGAGAAGGGUCGAGGUACUAUCUCUCAGCCUUCAGUGGUCAAAAACUACAUUCAAAGACAUACUUCAUGUCAUGAUCAUGAGCAAAGAAUGGCCUUAAAGAUGUGGACACGUGGUUCCAUGUCCUCUAUAAUACAGCAAUACUCUGGGACUAGAAUGAGAAUAAAGAAAGUAAAUUCAAAGCUCAAUGAUACAUCCAAGGAAGUCAUUCAGCCCAUUCCUGCUUCAUGUACAGGGGGCCAGCCUCCUGCCCCAGUAAAGUUAGAGUCCUCCUUCGAUAUAGUUUUCACUAGGAAAGAUUCUGUUCCAGUGGGAGAGAGUGAGAACUCACAGAGUUAUUCACAGACAAGGAUUUUUGAAUCCCAACACUCUCUCAAGCCAAGUUUUCUUCCCCAGGCCAAAACUGACUUCUCAGAACAGUUCCAGCUGUUACAAGAUCUGCAGCUAAAAAUAGCAGCAAAACUGUUAAGGAGUCAAAUACCCCCAAAUGUUCCUCCACCUCUAACUUCAGGUCUGGUUUUAAAAUACCCUAUCUGCCUACAAUGUGGCCGAUGUGCAGGAUUUAGUUGCUGUCAUAAAUUACAGGGUACUCUUGGGCCUUACCUUCUUAUUUAUCCACAGCUCCACCUUGUAAGCACUCCUAAAGGCCAUGGAGAGAUUAGGUUGCAUCUUGGCUUUAGGCUGCGAACUGGGAAAAGACCCCAAGUUUCAAAGUAUCACAGAAGAGACAGACCCAUCACACCAAGGAGUCCUAUGUCACCAUCACUAAGGAAAGCUAAUGUCUACACUCGAGCUUCCAAGAGUCCUACUUCUACGAUAGAUUUCCAGUCUGGAUCUUCCCAGGCUCCUGCUUCUCCUGUACAAGUGCACAUCAGGCGAAGGCAGUAUAGGAGCCCUGACCUAGUAGGAAAGACAGAAAUUAGAGACUCUGGGCAAUAUGAAUUUACUCAAGUUCACUCUUUACCAGAUAGUGACUCUGAAGAUGUUCAGGAUGAAAAAUGGGCUAAAAGGAGAACCCAAAAGACCCAUGAUUCAAAAUAUCCAAUGAAAGGAACCAGAGGAGGCAGAACACAAAAUGCAGAGUUCUACACAAAUGGUAGAGCCAUGACACAGAGUCCUUCUAGGGAAUUACCAGCCCAGUUUACAAGGAAGAGGAAUGGAGCAUCUCAGACAAUGACUGCCUCGUUGAAAAGACAACCUAAGAAAUCCUCCCAACCCAAAUUCAUUCAACUGCUUUUUCAAGGCCUAAAGCAAGCAUUCCAGAUGGCACACAGAAUUAUGGCUUUUGUUGGGCAGAAGCCUGAGGACAGAUCAAGGCCAGACCAUUUGUGGUCAAGCAAAAACCAGCAUCCAAAACGAAAAGCCAGAGACUAUUACUUAUCAAGAGAUAUCAAAAGUGACGGGAUGCCAGUUGUCAAGCUAAAGCCAACAGACCUAACCACUAAGCAGGAGAGCACAUUAAGGGAAGAAACAGAGCAACUCAGAUCAGUUCAACAACCAAAAUGGGAUAGCUCUUUCAAACCUAGACAUACCCAACUGCCCAAGCGCAUAGUUUCCCAAAGAAGUACCACUUUCAAAACCACUUCAAGCAGACAGUCUAUGGGUGUUGUUCAAAAUGACAGUAGCAGCAGAGCUAAGAAAAACUUUGGCAGAAGUGAAAUCUCCAUCCAGGAGUCCAAGAACUCCAAAUCGGGAACCAGAGUUCAGGACCGAGGGAGAAUUCUACAAGAUUCACUUAAGAGAAACUCACACAGUCACCUUAAAGAGAAACUGACACCCAAGAAACGAAACCACAAAAGCUUCUUAAGGCAGAGAACCCCAUGUAAUUCCUCUGAAAGGAGCCAUGGUAGUCCCUCUCAGAGGAGCCAUCACAGUCUCUCUCAAAGGGGCCACCAAAGUCCCUCUGAAAGGAGAUGUCGUAGCCCUUCUGAGAGGAGCCAUCGAAGUCCUUCUCAGAGAAGUCAUCACAGUCUCUCCGGAAGGAGCCGUCAAAGUCCCUCUGAGAGGAGCCACCAAAGUCCUUCUCAGAGGAGCCAUCGCAGUCUCUCCGGAAGGA